Hibiscus syriacus is the source of this 1050-nucleotide messenger RNA. RefSeq lists its product as uncharacterized. The record is from RefSeq and is a predicted model, not a curated record. The transcript has 4 exons. Bases 20 to 448 code for a protein of 142 amino acids. Lineage: Eukaryota; Viridiplantae; Streptophyta; Magnoliopsida; Malvales; Malvaceae.
UGCCAUUGGUGACCUUAAGAUGCAAUCACUGAUGGCUGCAAGGACCUUUGUCACAGUUUCACGAAUGCUGAGUAAAGUGGAGAAAUCUUGCUGUAUAACGAUGUCUGAAAUGAUGAGCACUGAAAAUCCUGUUCAAGAACAAUUUUUACAAAGAGAGGAUAAACAGUUAGUACUCCAAUUUCGUCCAGCCCCUGACUCUAUCCAAACAAACCAAAGUGGGAAAACUGACGAUGUUCACAACUCAGAGAUGAUCAAUCAAGAGGAACUAGUGGUGGAAGUGGAUUCCCUAGCAUUUGUGGGAGUGAGACCAGAGAAGUUGAUACUGAAAAUGCAAAGAGACCAAAAGAUGGAUGCUUCGUUGGGAUCAAUCGAUCCUGAAUAUUUGGACAAAAUUUUAUCGAAUGAUGUGCCAGGUUCCAGUGAUGCAAAACAAAUGAAGUCAACAUGAAUCUGUUUUCUUGUGAGAGCUUCACGGUCAGUUCUAUGGUCCGAAGCUACAACGUUCAUAAACACAAUGUUAUAUUGCUCAAGCAGAUAUUUCAAGAGAAUCCUAACAUUGACAAAGCGUUCAAAUUUAAGAAUCCAUAUUUUCAGAGUGUCUUCAUGAACACAAUUGCCGAAUCCUAUCAUAGUAUAAAAAGUAAUCCAAGGAUUUUUGGGGCAAGAGACAUCAAAAAUAUGGAUGAAAUGGUGAAAGACAUGGAGUUUACUGGUUUGGAACUUACAUGGCUAAAGAAUAUGUUGACAGCGACCACUCAAAUGUUGAGGAAGAGAUUGCAGGAAGAGCAAAUGAGAGUGCAGGAAGAGCAAAUGAGAGUGCAGGAAGAGCUUCGCCAUCUAGAUCUAGUUGAGUUGGAUUACGACUGAAGAUACCACCACUUGAGUCAUUCUUCUUUUUCGUUAGGUAAUUCAAAAUCUUAAUGUUGUUGUUUUUUUCCCUAUUUUGUUAAGGUUUGUAGUUUUGGGUUGCCCUCCCGGUUCGGAGGGACUUUGUCCUGACUAAUCUGAACAUUAAGAUUUGAUGGGUGAGUCUUCCGGUGACUUUGUUAA